CGUGAUAUUACAACAUCUGACGUGGUCAGUUGCAAUGGUGUGGCGUGCCGUGACGUGGCGACACGUUAGUCAUGACGUGGUCAGCUGCGAUGACGUGGCUGCUCGUCAAUCACCUGCUCACGGGCACGCGCGAAUUUGUAGCGCUGGCUCGAUUAGCGCUGUUCUUCAGGGUUGACCCGAGGUCAAGCUCGGAGGUCUGGACGAGUGCAAUGUUUAGGUCAAAGACGAAUAAGAAAUGCAUAUUACGAAAAGUUUGUAGCAUCAGAAGUCGCAUCGAGACUUCAGUAAAUCCAUCCAAUCUGUGGAAUUUCUGCAACUGCAUUCGAAUAAGGCCGCAUCGCACUAUCGUCACCUUGAGUCAAGAAGCUUCGCAAAGGUGCACGACCAAUUUACCUCCACAAGAGCUUGGGCCAGCCUAAUAAGUAGCUGAUCUGACGUGUAGCUGAAUGUGAGCGUGUCGUGACUGCUUUUCGAGCGCUUUCUUGUGGACAUACCAUCGGUCGGCGUAAUCGUCUGGGCAUUGAACAUCUCCCGCUGUCUAUCUAGCUACCAAGGGCGACGAU
This is a messenger RNA of Mixia osmundae IAM 14324, 563 nucleotides long. RefSeq lists its product as uncharacterized. The record is from RefSeq and is a predicted model, not a curated record. Bases 72 to 419 code for a protein of 115 amino acids. The transcript has a single exon. NCBI's taxonomy places the organism in Eukaryota, Fungi, Basidiomycota, Mixiomycetes, Mixiales, Mixiaceae.